AUGUGGUUCGUUGCGAUAUUUUUAGCAUCCAGCGAAGCUUUAGCAACCCUUGAAACAAACUUAAGUGGUGAUUGUUUGAAGAUAAACGAACAAACGGAGGACUUCAUCACCACUAACCCACAGGACAGCUCAGUUAAAUUAGCUGAAGAAGUGGACGUUAAGACAUUUGUAUUGGAUGAACCCUACACGCUAGGUCACAUGGCAAAUUUGUCUGGUUUAACCAGCUCAUUUUCCUUGUUGGAACCUGUUUAUAAAGGAUCUUGUAAGGAGGACCCUGCACCCAGAAUCUCCAUUGUUGAGUCAGCGUAUCAGCACAACUGUGUACUGGCCGUUAACGCUAAUUACUUCAAUGAGUCCUCCGGAGUGUGUUUUGGGAAUAUUAUAUCCGAAGGAGAGACUGUUAAAAACGAUAACCAUGACAAAAAUCCAACGUUUGGCCUGAUGAAGAAUGGUUCAGCAUUGAUGGGCUACAUUGCACCUGAACGGCUGAGUGCAAUGAACAUGAAAAUGGCAAUUCAAGGAAUGGUAUGGCUAUUGAAAAAUGGAGAAAAUAUUGUGAACAAAUCCUUAAGCGAAGAAUGCGGUAAAUGGCAGUCUGCUGAGAUAAAAACACUGUACAAAUUUGCCACAGUCACAACAGCUAGGCUCGCCAUCGGAACUGAUAAACACGGCAAUGUACUCAUCAUCCAAACGGACGGUAAGACUCUGGCUAAAACCAGACAAGGACUUUCUCUGCACGAGUUUGCUGAAGUGUUGAUAUCGUACGGGAUGUACAACGCAAUCAACCUGGACGGGGGUGGUAGCACUACCAUGUUUUACAACGGAACGGUUAUGAAUUAUCCUGCUGACGUGUGCGGGAAGUUUCGGUGCACGAGAGAGGUGUUCGUGAACAUUGAACAACUUAUGACAUGA
Molecule: messenger RNA, 912 nt
Organism: Bolinopsis microptera
Lineage: Eukaryota; Metazoa; Ctenophora; Tentaculata; Lobata; Bolinopsidae
Product: N-acetylglucosamine-1-phosphodiester alpha-N-acetylglucosaminidase-like
Exons: 2
Coding region: 1-912 (303 amino acids)
Biological process (GO): secretion of lysosomal enzymes
Source: RefSeq, a predicted model, not a curated record